AUGUCUUUCCACUUUAUUGCAGGGCUGCAAGCUCAGACUGUCUUAGUCAAUGACACAGUCUCGGGGUUUAUCGGGACAGACGUGGUCCUGCACUGCAGCUUCACCAAUCCACUCCCCAAUGUGAAGAUCACACAGGUCACGUGGCAGAAAGCCACCAACGGCUCCAAGCAGAAUGUGGCCAUCUACAACCCUGCCAUGGGGGUCUCCAUUCUCUCUCCAUACAAAGAGCGGGUGACUUUCCGGAAUCCUUCCUUCAAAGAUGGCACCAUUCAGCUCUCUCGGCUAGAGCUGGAAGAUGAGGGAGUUUACAUCUGUGAGUUUGCUACCUUCCCAACUGGCAACCGGGAAAGUCAACUGAACCUCACUGUGCUGGCCAAGCCCACAAAUCGGAUGGAGGGCACCAAGCGGCCACUUAUCGCUAAGUCUGGCAGGACAGAAAAGAUCUUGGUAGCUACCUGUACCUCCUCUAACGGAAAGCCCCCCAGCACUGUCACCUGGGACACCAAGCUCAAAGGGGAAGCGGAGUUUCAGGAGAUCCGGAAUAGCAAUGGCACUAUCACAGUGAUCAGCCGGUAUCGGCUGGUGCGGAGCCGCGAGGCCCACCGGCAACAGCUCAUGUGUGUGGUCAAUUACCAGCUGGACCGCUUCACCGACAGCAUGACCCUCAAUGUGCAGUAUGAGCCAGAAGUCACUAUUGAGGGCUUUGAUGGCAACUGGUUUCUCAACCGGAAGGAUGUGAAGCUGAUAUGCAAAUCUGAUGCCAACCCCCCAGCUCACACCUAUGAAUGGAAGCUGCCAAAUGGGACUCUGCCAGGGAGUGUGGAAAUCCAGAACAACACCAUCUACUUUAAAGGGCCUGUCUCCUACAGCGUGGCUGGCACCUACAUCUGUGAGGCCUCCAACGCCAUCGGUACACGGUCGGGCUUGGUGGAAGUCAAUGUCACAG
Molecule: messenger RNA, 946 nt
Organism: Balearica regulorum gibbericeps (East African grey crowned-crane)
Lineage: Eukaryota; Metazoa; Chordata; Aves; Gruiformes; Gruidae
Source: RefSeq, a predicted model, not a curated record